AUGAAUGAAUCAAAUAUCUUAUAUCAUCGUCCAUUAUAUCCACGUAUGGGUGUACAACAUAUACAUAAAGAAUUUAUUAAAUUAGGAACAAAAUUUGAAAAUGAGAAUUCAACUAUCAUGAUGAAAAAUUAUAAUUCUAAUAAAUUUUUAAAAAAAAAUUCCAUAUCAAUAAUUGAACAACAAAAAAAAGAGAAUAAUAAAUUACAAGAGAAAUUGAAAACAAUGAAAAAUGGACAAAUAUUACUGAACACAAUUAUGCCAACUACAAGACAACCAAUUAAAGCAAAGCAUAUAUUACGCAAUCAAGAUAUAUCUGAAUUAAAUACGUCCAUGAGAAAUGAACAGAAUCCUUGUAAUAGUUCAAUUACUGAUGAUGUUAAUUGUUGGAGGACAACUAACUGUGAUGCAACUGAAUCAAAAAAGAUUUUACAUAGUAGUUCGAUUGCAUCAUCACCAACUGAUUUAUGUUCUUGUCAAACAAUAAAAAUAUGUCCUAAUCCAGAUAUACAAAGAAGAGUUAGUACAGAUGGUGUUUCAUUGACAAAAUCACCAAGAUUCACAGAUUUAAGUUGGAGUAAUGAUAAAUCCACACCAGCAAAGCGACAGAACAUAGAGCAUUCCUGUAUACCACCGAAUGUGGAUCUACUGAAUAGAAACGAUCAAUUGUCAGAACAUUCACUAAAUUUUUCAAUCAAUCAAAUCCCGACAAGUGAUUAUGCGUCAAUGAAUUCUCUCAACACCAAUUCUUGUUUAUCAUCAUCACAAUCUAGUUUGAAAAAACAAACUGUUUCUUUAAAAAGACGUAGCCGAUGGAGUAUUGAUAUAACAAAACGAUCUACACGUCGUAGUAGUACUGGAAGUUUAAAAGUGAAACAAUUAGAUAUUGAACAAAACAAUAAGAAUUUAAAUGUAAAAGAUACAAUUCUAGAGUCAAAAUUAGAACGUUCUGAUCUAUUUAAAGUGAUUAGACGAUCAGCACGUCGAACAUUAAGUAGUUUAUGUAAUGUAUUACGAUAUUCUAAUCCAAAUUUGGCAACUGCCUUAAAUAAUUCAAAUAUAAAUGAUCAUUAUACAAGUUCUGAUCCUGUUCAAUUUGAUGAACACCCUAUCGAUAGUUCUUUAUCCACACGAUCAGUUGAAGUAAAUGAUCGGGCAGAAGAAAAUAUUUAUAAUAGUAUUAAUUCUCAGAAUAACACUGUUUUAUCACGAUUUGUAACAUUGAGAAGACCUGAUUUAGAUGAACCAUUCGGUUUAUUCGUGAUCAAAUCUGAACAAGGUUAUCGUAUUACUCGUUUAUCAGAACGAUUCAUUGAAAAUAAUCCAACGAAUCAAAUAUCUAUUGGUGAUGAAAUUAUUCAAGUAAAUAAAAUUGAUUCAAUUAAAUUCACAAUUCAUGAAUUACAAGAAUUAUUUCAAAAAAGUCAAACACUUUUAUUGACAAUUAUUCAUCCAUUACAUUAACUUGAUCUCUUAUUCUUCCAUUUGAUCGGUAUUCAUUUAACCUGUCAAUAAGUAAAGAUCAGUAUGAGAAGAGGGUUUUGUGGAGAUUGUAGCAAUUUCAAUUGAUUCAUGAUCUCAACUUUUUGAAAGUGAAGAUCAAUUUGAAAAUCACAUUGUAUCAUUCUAUUAAGUGAUAGUUUACAUUAGUUUAUAUAUAGAGUUCUAUAUCCAAAUGUUCAUCUCAAAGUUACCUGUUUUAUUAUUACUAUUAUCAAAUAGUUUGAUGGUUUAUUUUGUAAACAUUUACUUAUUUAUUUUUCUACUUAUUUUGUAACUUUUCAUUAUUAUUACUUUUGUGCAUAGAAUAUAAAUAAGAGAUUGAUUUAUAUAAA
This is a messenger RNA of Schistosoma intercalatum, 1832 nucleotides long. The record is from the annotation of a GenBank genome assembly. NCBI's taxonomy places the organism in Eukaryota, Metazoa, Platyhelminthes, Trematoda, Strigeidida, Schistosomatidae.